AUGCCAAACUUUUCAUGUGACGGUUGUGGAGAUAUUUUAAAGAAACAACAAGUAGCACCUCAUAUUUGGCGUUGCCGGUAUGCUACAUUCUCAUGUAUCAAUUGUCGUCAAGUGUUUACAAACAAGGAAUAUCAAAUUCACUCGGCUUGUGUAACAGAAGAAGAAAAAUAUCAUGGUAAAUACUUUAAAGGUCAAAAAUAUGAUCCAACCAAAGAGAAUGCAAAUAAUAAUGGAAAAAUAAAAAAUAAUAAUAGUAGUGAUAACAACAACAAUAGCACAAUCAAACAAGAAAAUAGUAAUGGUAAUGGUAAUCACAAGAGAAAAGCAGAUCAAGAAAAUACAUCAAUCAAACAAGAGGAACCAUCAACCAUCAAGAAACAAAUCAAAAUUGAAAAGGAUGAAAAGGAGGAAUCUAAAGUUUCAAAAGCAGUAACCAAAACUGAUGAUAGUGAUAGUGAUAGUAGUAGUAGUAGUAGCAGUUCAUCAUCAUCAUCAUCUGAAGAUUCGUCAAGCAGUAGUGAAGAUUCAUCAAGUAGCAGCAGUAGUGAAGAUUCUUCUUCAGACUCUGAUUCGUCAAGUGAUAGUGAUAGUGAUAGUGAUUCAUCAUCUGAUUCAUCAUCAGAAUCAUCAUCGUCAUCAUCAGAAUCAGAAUCAUCCAAAGAUGAAGACAAUAGCGAAAAUACUACACAAAGUGAUCAAUCCAAGAGCAGCGAUGAAGAUGAAUCUGGAGAUAUCAAGAUGAAGGACAAAGAAGAAGAAGAAGAAGUAAAGAAACAAGAUAGUAGCAGUGAAGAAUCUUCAUCAUCAGACUCUGAUUCGUCAUCAUCUGAAUCAUCUUCAUCAGACUCUGAUUCGUCAUCGUCUGAAUCUGAAUCUGAUUCGUCGUCAUCCGAGUCGGAAUCUGAUUCUUCGUCAUCCGAGUCGGAAUCUGAUUCAUCGUCAUCUGAAUCAUCUUCUGAUGAAUCUAGCAGUUCAUCAAGUAGUUCAGAAGAGGAAGCUUCAGCAGAGGUAGAAGGAAAAGAGGUCAAAGAACAAGAUCCAUCCAUAUCAGAAGAACAAGUUGAAAAGAAAGAGGAGUCAAGUAGUGAGGAUUCAUCAUCGUCAUCAUCCGAAUCAUCAUCAUCAGAGUCUGAAUCCGAAUCAUCGUCAUCAGAAUCUGAAUCUGAAUCGUCGUCAUCAGAGUCAAGUUCAUCUGAAUCCGAUGAUGAUUCCUCGUCAAAAUCGAGUAGUCGUUGUUCGUCAUCAUCAGAGUCAAGUUCAUCUUCAUCAUCUGAAUCAAGUUCAUCAUCGUCAGAGGAUGACAGUUCAUCUGAUGAUUAA
Messenger RNA from Cavenderia fasciculata, 1320 nucleotides. RefSeq lists its product as uncharacterized. Bases 1 to 1320 code for a protein of 439 amino acids. Lineage: Eukaryota; Evosea; Eumycetozoa; Acytosteliales; Cavenderiaceae. Gene Ontology annotation, biological process: negative regulation of transcription by RNA polymerase II; rRNA processing. The record is from RefSeq and is a predicted model, not a curated record. The transcript is spliced from 2 exons. Gene Ontology annotation, molecular function: DNA binding. Gene Ontology annotation, cellular component: nucleolus.